Molecule: messenger RNA, 1173 nt
Organism: Meyerozyma guilliermondii ATCC 6260
Lineage: Eukaryota; Fungi; Ascomycota; Pichiomycetes; Serinales; Debaryomycetaceae
Product: GPI-anchor transamidase subunit
Exons: 1
Coding region: 1-1173 (390 amino acids)
Biological process (GO): protein localization to cell surface; attachment of GPI anchor to protein
Cellular component (GO): GPI-anchor transamidase complex; membrane
Source: RefSeq, a predicted model, not a curated record
AUGUCACGUCUCCAGGUGGCUUUGGGUCUUGGUGCCCUCCUCAGAGUGGCUCUACCUGUUUGUAUCCCCAGCAUCACCGAGUCUCUUUCAAAUACCGUGGAAAUCUCCACUCCCAUAACAUCUUUCAAAGCCAUCAAAGAAGCUUUUUACUAUUUGGAUCAUGGCAUUGAUCUUUAUGAUGGAGGUAUAGUACAUCACCCGCCACUCUUGGUGGUUCUAUUGUCGUUGGUAAAUGACUAUGUGCCGUCGGCAUUGACUCAAUUGGCAUUUAGCGUGAUUUACACCGCCAUUGACUUGUGGAUUACUAACCGAUUGAUCCUCUUGAAUAGGUGGUAUAAUGCAAGGGAAAAGGAAAACUACGAAAAAAAAAGCAAAGACAAAAGCAAAUUGAAGGACGAAACCACUUUGGACCGCUCUUUUGACGGAGUGGCUGAUUAUAUGAUCGCCAGCGUUUUCCUCUUUAAUCCGCUCCUUCUUCUCACCACAUUAUCGUUUUCAACCAUCAAUUUCACCUUUUUGUUUGUCAUCGAGGCGGUAAGUCAAAUUACAUUAAAUCGAAACUACGCUAGAGCAGUCAUUGCAUUGGCUUUAGCCACAUACUUAUCUUGGAGUCCGGUUUUCCUCAUUGUACCACUCUUGGCACUUGGCCAUUCCGAAAAUGUUGCUCCUCUUGCAGAGUUGUACGCUCAAGGUAGUGGAAUUUUCAUAACUCUGUGUGGGCUCUUGUUGCUCACGUCAUUUGCACUCACCGCCUCAUUUGGGUUUGUCGAACAAUGCUACGGUACAAUCAUUUUCUUUCUGAAAAUCGUGCCCAAUGUGGGUCUUUGGUGGUACAUUUUUACCGAAAUGUUCAAUUUUUUCACUCCAUUUUAUCUUGGCGUAUUCAACUUGUACUCGGCUAUCUUUAUCGUCCCUAUAAGUGUUCGGUUCUUCAGAAGAGGUGGUUCGGGUGACCCCUUCUUAGCAUAUUGGCUCUCAUACUUGUGGCUAUCGUUCACAAAAAUCUUACCCUGGAAUCGCCGACCUUGGCCUUAUGUUAUCCAUUCUUCCCAUUUUUUACAACACAGCCCUUCCUCACUGCAAAUUUUUGGUUGUUACCGCCUUGACAUUGAUUGUGUGUCUCGUAUUAUCACCUAUCUUUUACCAUUGCUGGAUAGUGUUGGGAAAUGGUAA